AUGCAGAAUCAGAGCAAGGAAGUCAUUGAUGAGACCAUCAAAGGUAGUCAGUAUAGCACCCAAGACACAGAGGCAGAAAGGAACUCGCUGAAGGAGCAUGUGUACCCCAAACUACGGGAGUUCUGCAGGGAGAACUAUGGCCUCGAAUUCCAGGUGAUAGAUGUUUACUGGGGACUGGACCCAGAAGAGUGGGAUAGCCCAGAGCUCCAUAGGACCCGGAUGAACCUCCUAGAAGAUUGCCUGAAAACAUCUGCUGGUCCAUGUUUUGUUGGACUGUGCGGUGAAAAGUACAGUAGCAUCCGCUUACCCGGAGAGAUUGAAUCUUCUGAGUUUGAAAUGAUCCUGGAUGGUGCUCUGGAAGCUCAACUGGACACAAGAAUCUUGGAGGAGUGGUACUGCCGAGAUGAGAACUCCGUCCCACCAACGUACUACCUCAAACCCAAGUCUGAAAUGCUGAACAAUUGCCAGAAUGCGGUAGACUCAACUUCAAAUUCACCCGGUGACAAGAAGUGGAAUAAAAUAUCAGAGGAAAUCAAGGAAGUUUUCAAAACUGCUGUGACUUUGCUCCAGGAACGUGGGACCAUGCAAAGCUGCGAAGCCAAAAAAUAUCUCCGCUCCGCAAUCGAGGAUGAGUUUGAGUUUGCCCUGGGGAACCAAACCACAGCAUUUCUAAAAAAGUGCGUAUGCUACAUUAGAAGAAUUGCAAACAUUGAACGCCAUGUGAAGAUCCCAGAAAUGAGCCGCUACGUCGACAUCAUAGAAGUCAAUGGGAAACCUAUACGAGACCCUGUGGCCAAUGAAAAGCUUGUGAAACUCCGGGAAGAGUUCAUUCCCACAAUUGUUGCAGCAUCGAAUCUAAGAGUGUACACAUCCAUCACCCAUUGUGACAUGAAGCUCGGAUAUUCACAGGAAGUGGAGAAUCACUAUGUCGAGGGCCUUUGUAAACAGUUUUAUGAAGACAUGAUUGACAUUAUUCAGGCUACAGUUCAACAGAACUUUGACAUUGAAACGGAUGCACUUUACGAUGAGGUUCUGCAGCACUUGUCUCUUUGUAAAAUGUACUCCUCUUUCUACGAGUACCAAUGUGAGACUCUGAACAUGAUCCACAAGUACAUUCUGCCCAGCAAAGCUGGACGCAUGAACCCACUCGUUGUGUAUGGUGGGCCAUGCACAGGGAAAACACUUCUACUAGCAGAAGUGGCAAAGCAGGCCUAUGCCUGGCUUCAGGAAGAAAUGGGGCCCGACUCUGAUCCAGUCAUAAUUAUGAGAUUUUUGGGAUCGACAGAGUUAAGUACAGACCUUAAAACCCUACUGCAAAGUCUCUGUGAGCAGAUUGCCAUCAACUACCGUUGCCUGAUACACAACUAUCCUCAGAAAAUAAAUGAUCUGAGGGAAUUAUUCAUAAACCUCCUGAAUGAGUCUUCGUUCCAUCGCCCAUUGGUGUUAAUAUUCGAUGCUCUGGAGCAGCUUCCUGACAGCGAAGAAGCCCGCAAGUUGUGGUGGCUUCCGAUCCACUUGCCCCGCUCGGUGCGGGUGAUAUUGUCAACGCUGCCAAACAAGCACGGGAUUCUGCAGAAGCUGAGGUCCCUGUUCCAGGAUGAUGAAAACUACAUUGAACUGACUCAGAGGGAUCGAAAGAUGUGCAGCCAGCUUCUCAAGCAGCAACUCCUGCGAGUCAAAAGGAAGGUCACCUCGGGUCAGCAAAUAUAUGUCAACGAAGCACUCUCAAAGUGCACCCUUCCCAUGUUUGUUAACCUGAUUUAUCGAGAAGUCAUGCAGUGGCGGUCACAUAAGGACGUGGAUGAUACUUCACUCUGCGUGACUGUACAUGAAAAUAUUGAGCAACUCUUCCGGUCUCUAGAAGCCAAAUGCGGCCCCAGGCUUGCCUCGAGGGCCCUUGGCUUCAUCACGAUUGCAAAAUCGGGGUUGAGUGAAAUGGAACUGGAAGAUAUCCUUUCACUUGACGGAUAUGUUCUGAAUGAAAUCACAGCAACAGCUAAGCUUCAGAAUCCACUGCGGAUACCAUAUUAUUUCAUUGCAAGACUGAAGGAGGAGCUGCGUGGGUAUUUGGUGGAGAGGCAGGUGCGAAGUGUCACACUCCUGGUGUGGGCAAACCGCCAUCUUCACCUGAUUGCUCAGAAACUGUACCUGCAGAAUGAGGAAGACGUACACGAAAUGCACAGCAUUUUGGCAGAUUACUUCUUAGGAGUCUGGUCUGGUGGACGCAAAAUGUCAUUCCACUCCGAGCACCCACAAAACCAUAUAAAAUCUAAGGACAUCAAUGAUCAGAACACCAAUGAGGAUAAAGAGCCUGACAAGAAUAUUUUUGACAGGCAAGUCCCUCAACAGCCUUGGGUUUUCCAGUGCAACUUGCUGGAGCCAGACAUCUUUUUUGUGAAUCACAGGAAAAUGACAGAACUUCUACAUCAUCUGACCAGAAGUGGGAGGACAGAUGAUCUUAUGUAUAGUGUCAUCAUGAAUUUCAGCUGGCUGUAUACAAUGAUCAAAAUAGGUCAUUUGGACAAAGUGCUUUCUGACAUCGAUCUGGCUUACAACUAUUCGCAGGAGAAAGAGUUAAAAUUUCUAGCAAGAACUCUUCGAGGGAUAAAGUUAAAAGUUUCAAAGAACCCGAGUUCACUUUCUGCUGAAUUACAGCAAAGGCUGUUGCCUGUUGUUAGCUCUUUACCGAAACUCAGACACCUUUUAUUGGAGUGUGACAAAGACGGCCCAAAAUACUGCUCAAUUGUCCCAUUGCAUUCCUCGCUGGAUGUGACCUACAGCCCUGAGCGUCUGACUCUGACCACGAGCUACAUCCACGUCAUUGAGGUGCUUCCCACCACCAGCCCCAAUGUGAUCAUCGCUGCCCUGGGAAAUGGCACCAUCACCACCUGGGACGUGGAAUCACGACAGAUCCUCAGGCAGAUCACCACAGCAAACUCUGCUAUCCUGGGGAUGAAACUCACUCACGAUGAAAAGUAUCUGGUUGUGUCCACCACAAAGAAUACAUUGUUAAUAUACGACAAUCAGAAUUCAUGCCUGUUAUCGGAGGUGGAAAUCAAAGGAUCCAAGCACUGCAUAAUGGGAGGAGGUAGCUCGUUUAUUAACGGUUUCACAUUAUCAAUUAACCAUGCUCUGGCGUGGCUGCAAGGCAGUAAAGAUGUACACGUGAUAGACUUAAUUUAUGGUUGGCCACUCUACCAGUUCCAUUGCUGGUAUGAAGUCACUUGUGUUCAAUGCUCUCCAGAUGGGGUUUAUGCCUUCUGUGGACAAUGCCUCAACACUACCACUAUUUUCCUCUUAGGCAGCGGCGAAAAGCUCUCGACAGUGACCUCAGAGUUUUCUGGAGGGUAUGUGAAAUCCCUACUCAUCCUGGCUGCAGCACAAGAGAUGGUGAUGAUCGAUAAUGAAGGCAGUCUGUCGGUCUGGAACAUAGACGAAAUCACCAACCCUCAAAUCAUUGAGGAUUUUAACUGUAGAGGGAAAGACAAUGAAGUGGUGAGCUUAGAACUGUCAGAAGACCAAAGUGCAAUCCUCAUCUGCAAGACAUUCAGCAUCGAAGUUCUGGACACCAGCAUUUGGAAGGUGGCUGAAAAGUUCAAAGCUAAACGGAACGAACGUUUCAUAUCUGCGGUCCUCUCCAAAAAUGGUGACUCUAUCAUUGCUUCAAUGGAAGAUAUGUCAUUGAUAUUUGUGUGGAGGAGAGACACCGGCCAGUGUAUGGCGAGUCUGCAGGAGCUCUCAGGAGCUAUCAUAAAGCUGGUCAAGUCAAACCAACACAACUUGUUGCUAUCCUUGACAACCAAUGGCACCCUUUCAGUUUGGGACAUAGACAUCAUAACAGCCAUCUCAAACAUUGACAAGACAGGGAAGGCGAUUCAAAGUCUCCUCUUACCGGGAAGAGGGGAAUUGAUUUACACAGUAGAUGGUUCGGAGUCUGUCCACAAGUGGAAUUUCAGCACAGGGUACAUUGAGGCCGUAUUCAAGCAUGAAGGCAUUGUGGAAAACUGCGUGCUCACAUCUUCUGGGGAUCUGAUGGUCACUUCAGACGACAAGGGCAUCCAGUACGUCUGGCACACCAUUACUGGCGACAACAUCUUCCGUAUCAACGGGCAGCGGAUAUCCCAGCUGCUGAUCACACACAACGAUCAAUUCGUGGUGUCUCUCUCAAACCAAAACGUGUCUCGAGUGUGGCGUCUGUCCACUGGCCACAAGGUGUGCAACAUUCUGGUCCCGAUGCAAAAUGCCUUUAUCACCUACCCCAAUACGUUCAUAAUUGGUGUUUCAAAAAACAAGCUGCUGGCUGUCAGCCUGUGGACAGGAAGCGUAACCAAGAAAUUCUGCUGUGACGAUGGCACAACCAUCGUCAAUUUCAAGCUCAUUCCCGAUUCCCCAGACUAUGUGGUUUUCAUAACAUCCUCCGAAACCCUCUUUGUUUGGAGUGUGGCGGAGGAAACAGUGUGCAGGCGAGUCCAGCUACCCAAUAAUUUCCUUAAAAACCUGGAAGAUUUUCAGGUUUCUCCCAACGGCAAGCUGGGAAUUCUUUCCCGGGGAGAUGACAACAUCAACAUCAUGGACCUGCACAAUGGAAAGCUCCGGCUGGUUCCCGCCAUGGGGACCAUCUGGUGUCAGAAGCUAUCACGGGACGGACGAUACCUGGUGUACAUUUGUUUUAGAAAUGGCGUUGAGGACGAUGACAACGGAGCCGUGUCGAGCUUAAUAGUGAUCAGGCUCGCGGAUGGGAAAAACAUCGGCGCCUGCUCACUGUACAAAACCCCAGCUUUCCUCUGUCUUUCCCAACGGCACCUGAACAUCAUUAUAGGUUUCGAUGAUGGCAGCAUCGGGACCUACACUGUGGUGGAUCGGGUCGAUGCGGCCUUAAAGAUUAAAAUUGCCACUUCAAACAGUCGGCAGAUAUUUAACAAUUCCACUCAGCAGAUGAGGCCCAGACGCGCAUAUUUUCCGUGCAAAUUGGCCGCAGACUGUGUAUGGAGGGAGUCUACUGAGGUGUUUGCCAGGGAUAGUCCAGUUACAGUGUCAGAUUCCAGUGACACACCAGCCACAACUCCUACCAAAAAACAGUCCCACCUCUUCGAUAAACCAGGUUCUGCAUUGCAAUUAGACUUCGACACAGAUAGCUAA
This is a messenger RNA of Callorhinchus milii (elephant shark), 5139 nucleotides long. RefSeq names its product NACHT and WD repeat domain-containing protein 2. Bases 1 to 5139 code for a protein of 1712 amino acids. The record is from RefSeq and is a predicted model, not a curated record. NCBI's taxonomy places the organism in Eukaryota, Metazoa, Chordata, Chondrichthyes, Chimaeriformes, Callorhinchidae. Gene Ontology annotation, molecular function: protein binding. The transcript is spliced from 7 exons.